CUCCGCCGGCCUCCACCCUCGCUUCCCCAACGUGCCCUGCAGUGAGGCCGUGUCCGGCCGGGAGCGGCGGUUGGAGGAGGCGGGGGGGGAGCGCACACGCGUGCAGUCUCUUCGUCCAGUCCCUGUGUCUGUGGGACUGGACGCAGAGACACUUGCACAUUAUUAUAUAGGAUUGCAAACGUUUGGGAUUUAGAAGCAUUGCAAAAGGACACCAACAAACUAGGCCUAUGCCCUUUAGCAUCACUUGUUGGCAACCACCCAAGACGGUUUGCAUUGCUAACAAAGCUCUUAAGCUCUUGGCUAAGCCCAUCCCCUUGUCCCAACAGAGGGAAAGCGUCAAGUCUGCAGUUUGCAAUAGGCAGUUUUGUUCAUCUGUAGUUACGGGUUUAAUUUUAUAAGCAUUGAAAUGAACUGAUUAUGGAAUUCUGAAUAUUUUAGUUUCCAUCAACUCACCGUAGCCAAAAUGUAUUUGUUCAGCAUUUUAAAAAAUUAUUCUGUCAAAAUCAACUAGAGAGAUGGUUACCUUUUCAAAUGGACUGUGUUCUCUGAGAUAUUUUAUGCCACCUUGUUUUUCUUCAUUAUUCUGAAUUUCCCUUAUAGUGUUUUUCACAUGUCAGCUUCAGAUCUUUCAAAAAGUUAGAGGAAAAGCACAAGCGAGAGUCUUACCAUGCUUCAUUUGGUUAUCACUAAGACAGCUUGCUCACUCCACCCUAGUACAGGAUGUGUCUGUCUGAGAUAACAGUUCUUGAUCCAUGUAAAGGUCUCCAGGAAGGUAUCUACUGUCAUUUUGCAUGUGUGAGCGCACUAGAAGUCAAAAGCGGCUUUUUUAUUUCUCCAUGUUGCUGUGAGACUGAUGCACUGAGUGGCUGCAAGAAGAUAAUUCAUGUUAUAUUUGGCCAGAGAUUUAGCUGAUUUAUUCCUCUAUAUUAUCAUAUGAGCAAUGAGCCAUUUGCCCUUUAUUUCUUACAGCAGCUAUGUAGAAAUGCUUUUUUGUGUCUCCAUCUCAUUAUUCUGCUGAAAUGUUUGAUCCUGAGUAUGGUUAAAGCCCUUAAAUUUCAUGGGUUCUUCUCAUGCAGUGGCUACCCAGUGAGACUUAAUGCUUAAUUCUCCAUGUUUGCUGUUGAAUAGCAGCAGCAUGGAAUAAUGUCAUAGAAAAAUGACUCCCAUGCUACGGAUACAACAUAUAAAAGGUCUCUGAGAAUUGGUGAGUGUUGAUAUUUGUAUAUAGGACCUGUUUAGGCAGAAAUACAGAUAUUCUGGGCUAAGCAAAAUUGAGAAAGAAGGAAGGAAUGGGAAUGAUGUAAGAACUGUAAGUAGUGUCACAAAACACCGUAUAACAUUAUAACAUUAAUCCUCAUGAAAGACACUAGCUAUCUAUUUGCUGCUAGGCCCAAUUCAUGGUGUUGACUUUAACAUUGAAAGCCCUAAAUGACUUAAGGCCCAAAUACUUGAUGGCACUCCUCCUCAAAUCAGCCAGGUCAGGCAGGCCCUAUGGGUCUGUCUUGUGGGCCCUUUGAUUGAUUAUUCUAUACUGCUUAAUAUGUUAAAAAUUGUAGAAGAAAUUGACGCAACAACAGAAACUUAAAAUAUCACAGAAGCACACAGUUACAUAGACAUUAAUUCUAUAUAUUUAUCUAUCUAAAUCAAUAGCAAUUCAUUUUACUUCUGACACACCCUCUCAGCCUCCAGGUUCUCACCCACCCAGGGUCCAAACAAACUCUCAGCUCACCCACAAAAGUCUCACAAGAAGAGUUUCUGGAAACAGCAGACACCACCCCAGUGCCUCACUUAAGACUUGCUUUUUGGGGACAUGCACAAGGUGGAUGGUACUUUCUUAUACUGCCCACAGCUGUGUCCCAUUUAGCUGCACUGUGCACAUCCACUUCCAGGUACAGCAAGUUUGUUGAGUUUUCUAAGGAAAAACUAUGGGAGCAUAGGAAGUUGUUUAUAUCUACUGGUAAUCAAACUGUUGGUUCAUAUAGCUAAGUAUUGUCUACACUGACUGACAGUGACUGUCCAGGAUUUCAGACAAGGUUAUUUCCCAGCCCUACUUGGAGAUGCUGGGGAUUGAAUGUGGGAACUGCUUAAUUGUUUUGUAGUAUUUUUCUGUAUAUUAGCUAUAUUGCAGAAUUUUGAUUACCGGUAUAUCUGUUGAGUGGAUGUUUUUGCAUUUUAAAGUUUUUAAAUUCAGGUGAGUGUUGUAUCUCCAGUUUUCACCUUCAGUUUUAAAUGUUAUUAGUCCUAUGUGGAAGUGUCAAUACUAUACAUUCAAAAACAGUUGGUCUAUUUGGGGAAAGGUCUUAAUGAAGUUUAUGAUUUAGAAAAGUGAAAUGCACUUUUAGGUAUUUGAUACUAUAAAAAGCAAAACAGUGUUUGAUAUAUUUGGAGCAUGAAUUGGUUUUAUAAUACAACAGCCAAAAUAAAAAUAUAGCUGGAAAGGGUGGCUAGCCAAAGAUGUUACCAAACAGUGCCAUGUAUGGAUGGAGCAUUUCUUGGCCAGCAACUUUGGAGAUUAAGCACUUCUUCCUCCCCCCUGCAUAUCUGACUGCAAAGGAAACUUCCUGGUUUGUUAAACCACAUUUUCUGUGCUUGGUUGUCAUGGCAAACAUGUGGUUUAAUAAACCAAGAAGUUUCCUCUGAAGCCAAGUGUGAGGAAAGAGGAAACAUUUGAGUUCACAGCUCAUUUAUUUUUUCAAGAAACCAUACAUCUGAAUCAGGCAAUGUCUGAUAUCAACUGACUUCCUUGUCAUGAACCUUUCGUAUGGGGCAGUGAUUUACAGGGCAUAGGAAGACCCAUACUGUUUGUUUUUGGCCAGGAUAUGAUCCUCAGAGGGCAUGGAGUUGCUUUCAGAGCGAUUUGUCUGACAGUGAGGAUCAAGGAUCAGAGUAAAUAAGGGACAUGCUCUGCAGGACCUGGGAGAGUUCUUCCUGCAAAAGAGUGGGGUUGUGCAGCCAGUAGAUGCAGAGCAUGCAGACUGCACAAUAUCUGGUUCCCAGGCAUUUCUGAAGCUCCCCAGGCCUUGACAGCUUUGAGGAAGGAUUGUGUUAUGUCAGUACAACAUAAUAUUUUUGUGGAUUGUGUUUAUAAACUCCAGUUUUGCUGAUUUAAGUAAGCUAAGAACUUUUUGGACUAGAACACAGAUUACAUCCCCCCCCCAGUAGACUGAAGACUAAAUGAGAUGAGUACGUAACUGAUAACAACUCCCUGGUACACAACCGUUGAAGUAAUGUUUCCCCAGUAAAAAAAGGGACUUAUCCAUUAAAAGGGUUAGCUGGAACACAUGGAUGGCACCUUCUUAGUUCCAAUUUGUUAUGAAAAUCUUGAUUUUCCAGUAAUGAUAAAUGCAAGCAAAUGACAACUUGGUGUCUGUUAUGAAAUCAUUUAAAGAAUAAUUAGUUUAGAGACCCCAUUAUAAGUAAAUCUUUGGUGAAUAGAAAUUACGGGUGGUUAUGAAAGCAAAGCAUAUUAUUCCAGCAAAAUAAUUUUGAUUUUACUUAGUAAUAUAAUUGAGAACAUACUAGCACCUAUUAACAAAAAAUAAGCUGCUCACAAAGAUGGAAAAUUCAGUAUUCUGCAAAACAUUUUCCUUUUAAAGCAGGUAUGCAUUCAGUAAUAAAAACUGGAAUUGUUUCGUUGAAAUCAUGGACUAGAAUUUGGAAAAGCUUUUGGUACUAAUAGCAUCUUAUAUAUAACUAGCUGUACCCGGCCACGCGUUGCUGUGGACCCCGUUUCCCAGGACAGAUGCAUGAUGUAACAACACCCCUCCCUCUGUUGCCCUGGCGGGUGACGUCAUAUUCCCAUCAUGUGAUGUCACCCUCCACCCCGAGCCCUCUCUCUCCCCCUCACAUACCGUAUGGACAUGUUGGGGAGGGUCUGCCCAGUUUCCCCGGUGGGUGAGGGGGCAGGCGGUCCAGCUGCAGGUCCUUUGCGAAGGCGAACAUGUUGAGGGCGGCGGGGAGAACCGAGGUGCUGACGGCGGAGGGAGAUGCCGCCCCCGCUCUCCCAGAAGGAGCCGCCAGCCACCCGCUCCCAGUACCCUCUGUGCGCUCGCAUCGGAACGACGCUACCACAUUCCCUGCGGCGUCCUGGGAGUAAAGAAUGUACUAUAGUGUCUGUUGCUUUGACGUCCAACAGAUGGCACUGUUUUCCCACAAAAUCAUGUUUUUACCUGUCACAGGUGUGACAUCUAUAUAAUCUAUAUAAUUCGCAUGCAACGUUAUGUCAAAAUUUCAAGGCAAUCGGUCAAGCACUUUCGGAGAUUUUUGGCUAUGUACAGAUGGACAUUUACAUUUUUGUUUAUAUAGAUUGAUUUGAUUGGGUAAUGUUAAUAUCAAGUAGCUUCUAUGAGGGGUGGUCAGAAAAUAUUACAUAUGGCAUUUCCUGAAUGAAAAGUACUAAUUUUCUUCAGGAUUUUGUACGGAGCUGCAAUUUUUUACAUUUACUAUUUUGGGCCAGAAAUGAGUGAAAAACUUUAGCAUGGCAAAACCUCCCUAUUGCCAAGAGGCACAAUAGUCUCCUAUUACUCUCCUUAGCAAUAUUUUCCACUGAUCCAUGUCUUUUCCCACGAUCUCUGCCAUAUUUGUCACUGGUACACCCUCUUUAGCAGGCACCUUUGCUUUUUGCUUAACCCAGGCAUCCCCAAACUGCGGCCCUCCAGAUGUUUUGGCCUACAACUCCCAUGAUCCCUAGCUAAGAGGACCAGUGGUCAGGGAUGGUGGUAAUUGUAGUCCAAAACAUCUGGAGGGCCAAAGUUUGGGGAUGCCUGACUUAACCAAUGGCUACAGCUACAUUUUUUCCUGACAUUUUUGUUCCCAGGCCCUUAUAAGGCUGUAUUUGCUGGCUAUCUUGGUUUCUGCAGAUGGUGUUAUUUCUCCUGUGUUUUCUCAAACAUCCUGAUUCUUAUACUAGAAUUUGAGUAUACUUACACACUCUUCUUCUUUUUUCAUUUUUGCCGAUCAUUAAAGAUGUUGGUGUGAAGAACUAAGCUUUCCAGAUUGAUAUGAAGAACUUUACAUGAUGAAUAAAAUAAAAAUGGCAUCAGAAAAAAGUCUAACAAACAAUUCUCGGAUUCUGAGUUUGCUGUCGCAACUGGAAAAAAUCAACACAGAAUGUUUGGUGGAACCAGAAACUACCAGAUAUGUUACAUCAAAAAUUCUUCAGCUGGCUCAGAGUCAAGAAAAAAUCAGAAAGGAAAUGACUGCAAAAGGUUCAACUGGAAUAGAAGUUAUUCUAUCAACUUUAGAGAAUACCCAAGAUCUUCAGACUACACUAAAUAUCUUGAACAUCCUAACUGAGCUGGUGGCAGCAGGCAGUAGCAGAAGAACAAGUGUUCUUGUUUCUAGAGGAGGGACACAGAUUUUAUUGCAAUUGCUUGUGAAUGUCAGCAAAGAAUCCCCACCAAAUGAAGAAUUAAUGGUGCUGCUUCAUUCUCUUCUCGCAAAAAUUGGCCCAAAAGAUAAAAAAUUUGGAGUAAAAGCCAGAGUUAAUGGUGCUUUAAAUAUAACUCUUAACCUAGUGAAACAGAACUUGCAGAAUCAAAGGUUAAUAUUACCUUGUCUCCAAGUUUUACGAGUCUACUCAACUAAUUCUGUAAAUGCUGUAUCCUUGGGCAAGAAUGGACUCGUGGAAUUGAUAUUUAAGAUAAUUGGUCCUUUUAGCAAAAAGAACACCAGUCUUAUGAAAGUUGCUUUAGACACCCUUACUGCAUUGCUAAAAUCAAAAACAAAUGCAAGGAAAGCCGUAGACAGAGGCUAUGUCCAAAUGCUUUUAUCAAUUUACGUCGACUGGCAUCGCCAUGAUAGUCGGCAUAGACACAUGUUGAUCCGCAAGGGCAUCUUGCAGUCUAUAAAGAGCAUUACAAACAUCAAGUUGGGAAGAAAAGCAUUCAUUGAUGUCAAUGGGAUGAAAAUUCUGUACAACACUUCACAAGAAUGCCUUGCAGUAAGGACGCUUGAUCCACUGGUCAACACAUCCAGUCUAAUCAUGAGAAAAUGUUAUCCUAAAAACCGUCUUCCACUGCCAACCAUUAAAAGUGCUUUCCAUUUCCAACUACCUGUCAUCCCUGUUAAUGGUCCAGUGUAUCAGCUGUAUAGUUUGCCUCCUGAAGUGGAUGACGUAGUAGAUGAAAGUGAUGACAAUGAUGACGCCGAAACAGAGUCUGAGAUUGAAAAUGAUAAUGAAGAUGACAUAGAUUUUAAGAAUGAUGACAUAGAGACUGAUAUCAACAAACUGAAACCAAAGCAGGAAUUGGGGCGAUCAGUGGAAGAUCUGAAAAUGUAUGAACAGUUCUUCCCAGAACUUAUAGAGGACUUUCAGGAGUGUGACUUAGUUUCCAAGGAACCAAAGCCUUUUUCACCCAAUGUAACCCUAGGAGGGUCUAUUGUUGUCCCUACUGCUGGAGAGGAGCCAUCUCCAGCAAACCCUGCAACAGAAAUUCCUGUGAGGGAGGGUCCUGCUCUACAAACAGAGGACUGUAACAAAAGACCCAUCUUUUUGGGUCUGGUAAACCGUGAUAGCAACACGGACAAUAGCUUACAGAAUCAAAGCGAUCGCAAGAAAUUGUUUUCAUCAUGCCAGUGCCUAAACCAUGAAAUAGUUAGAGACUUUGACAGAAUUUCAUUGCAAAAUGCUUCCAAAAAUGAGCACUCUUAUAGUACAAGGGCCAUGACCAAAAAAGAGUGUAAAACUAGCCUCAGUGAAGUUGCCUGUAAUAAACCUUUUCAACACUCUUCACCCUGUGGAAGUGUGUUGUUUGAAGGACGGUCUGUCCAGCUGGGAAAGCUGUGCUGUUCUGGAGCAGAGCCUGAAGAGGAGGAAAUUUCCUGUUCCAUUUCUCUGGGAGACCAAGUGAUGCUCGAGGUACCUGAUAAGCUACAACUCCACGACCCAGAACUUUACAUUGAGGUAGUGAAAAAUACGAAGUCUGUUCCUGAAUAUUCAGAAGUGGCUUAUCCUGAUUAUUUCGGACACUUUCCACCUCCGCUUAAAGAGCCUAUUCUUGAAAGGCCUUACGGUGUGCAGAGGAAGAAGAGAAUGGCUGGCAGUCACAUGCGAACUCUGAUGACAAAAAUUGCCCAAGAUAUUGAAAGGCUGAUUCACCCUGAUGAUAUCAUAGACAGAGUUGUGUAUGACCUUGAUAAUCCCAGCUGUCCAGUGCCAGAUGAAGGAGACGUCCUGAAAUUUAACUCCAGAUUUGAAUCGGGAAAUUUACGCAAAGUUAUACAGAUCAGAAAAAAUGAGUAUGAUCUCAUUCUGAACUCUGACAUAAACAGCAAUCAUUAUCACCAGUGGUUUUACUUUGAGGCCAGCGGAAUGCGAGCAGGUGUUGCCUACCGAUUUAAUAUAAUCAACUGUGAAAAGACAAAUAGUCAGUUUAAUUAUGGUAUGCAGCCGCUUAUGUACUCUGUUCAAGAUGCACUAAAUGGUAGACCCUGGUGGACUCGUGUAGGAACUGAUAUUUGUUACUACAAGAAUCACUUUUCAAGAAGUUCCAUUGCAGCUGGUGGCCAGAAGGGAAAAUCCUACUACACAAUUACCUUCACAGUCAGUUUCCAGCAUAAGGAUGAUGUUUGUUACUUUGCUUAUCAUUAUCCAUAUACUUAUUCAGCUUUAAUGAUGCAUCUCAAAAAACUGGACUCCACACACAAUCCUCAGCAGAUAUAUUUUCGACAAGAUGUUUUAUGUGAGACACUCUCUGGAAACAGCUGUCCCAUAGUAACUAUAACAGCCAUGCCGGAAUCAGAUUACUAUGAACAUAUCUGUCAGUUCAGAAACCGUCCUUAUAUUUUCUUAUGUGCUCGUGUUCAUCCUGGAGAGACUAACGCAAGCUGGGUUAUGAAGGGAACUUUGGAAUAUCUCAUGAGUAAUACUCCUGCUGCCCAAAGUUUACGAGAAUCCUAUAUUUUUAAAAUUUUACCAAUGCUUAAUCCUGAUGGGGUCAUUAAUGGAAAUCAUCGCUGUUCCUUAAGCGGGGAGGACUUGAACAGACAAUGGCAAAACCCCAACCUAGAUCUGCACCCCACCAUUUAUCAUGCCAAAGGCCUGCUGCAGUAUUUGGCUACUAUAAAACGUUUGCCCCUGGUUUUUUGUGAUUAUCAUGGUCAUUCUCGCAAGAAAAACGUGUUUAUGUAUGGCUGCAGCAUCAAGGAAACCAUGUGGCAUACUAAUCUUAGUGCUGCCUCUGGUGAUGUGGUUGAAGACCUUGGCUAUAGGACUCUUCCAAAGAUUCUGAGUCAGACAGCGCCAGCAUUCUGCAUGAGCAGCUGCAGUUUUGUGGUAGAAAAGUCCAAGGAAUCUACAGCACGUGUUGUUGUUUGGAGAGAAAUAGGUGUUCAGAGGAGUUACACCAUGGAAAGCACAUUAUGUGGAUGUGACCAGGGGAAGUACAAGGGCUUACAAAUUGGGACACGUGAACUCGAAGAGAUGGGAGCCAAGUUCUGUUAUGGUUUAUUGCGAUUGAAAAGGUUGACAUCACCACUUGAAUACAACCUGCCAUCUACACUCUUUGACAUUGAAAAUGAAUUGAUUGAAUCCAAUUGUAAAGUGACAAGCCCCACUACGUACGUUCUGGAAGAAGAUGAACCUCGCUUUCUCGAAGAAGUGGAUUAUAGUGCAGAGAGCAACGAUGAGCCAGAUGUUGAGCUGGCAAAUAAUGCUGGUGACUAUGAGCCCAGUCUCCAAGAAGAAGGACAUUCUGACUCUGAAAUUACAAGGACGCAUUUGCCUUGAGACAUCCUUGGAGCACAAAGAAGAAAUUAAAUUCUCUGGAUUGAUUAUGGAAGAUGGACAUGGAGGGGUAUUUAAUCCUGAGGUUUCGCUCAAGCAAAUUAACUGCAGUCAGUCCAGUUCAAAAACAAUAAAUGUCUCUGGCUUUUAAAUGAGUUGACACUUGUUUUAUUUAAAGAAUUUAGUUCUUAUCCUGAGCACUGAGCUUUAUCACUUGAUUGCCUGUUAAAUAUUGUUGCAUGGCUAUUUGUGUUCAUCCUUAUAAUUACCAGAAAAAUUAAGUAAGAAGUUAUUGGUGUGCCAGAAGGCAGCAGCUACACCUUAUUCCUUAUGAUGCUGACUUCUGAGCUGGUUUCUGAAACUCACAUAAACACAGCUUUGUUGGUUUUGUGUGUGUUUGUGCUGACACUUCCCCCUCCAUAUUUUGCUAUUUGUGUUUAACACAGUGCAGGGCUCGCUCUGCAGUUUUUUGUUUUGCACUUAACUGAGAGAAAGAAAAUGGAUGUACUGAGUGAUGUAUAUCUUGAGCCUUAAAUAAAAUGUGAUUACAUGAUUUUAGUAUCUGAAUAUCUAAUUCAGAAAAUAUUUGUGUUUUGCACAGUAAUUCCUUUUGCCAGGCAAAGGCUUUGAUAGUCUUUACAAACACAUCAAUCUAUGCCUGUACUAUACCAUUUCAUGCAACAAGUAGGAGCUCACAUGGUUGCAAGCUUCUCCAUAUAAAAACAGUUACUGAGCACAGGAAAUCACCAUUGAAAACAGGCAGGAGUCUGUUCUUCAUGGCAUAGCAUUCUAUGUGCAGCAAUUUGGUGGUGUUGUUUUUUAAUGGAGGAGCUUUCUGUCGUGUGCCUCUCCCCCAAUUGUAGAUUGAAGUGGUAUGGUCCAGACAUACAGUUGCCAUCUCACCUGCUUUUUAUGAGAACUAAGCCUUCCAGGAGUUAUAUAUUUUAUAUAUACAUUCGUAAUCUUCCUCCUGAAGUAAAUAUGAAACUUGGGGGAAAUCUGUUGUUUUAUUAGUAAGUAUAAACAUUAAUUGUAUGUAUAUUUAGUGACAGAUACCAAUAACAGCAGUUUAGUGAUUUAUAGUUGUAUUCAGUUAAAUCCUCAUCCCAUUCAUGAAAAGACUUUGCCUCUCUCUCUUCUCCCUGUGGGUUUGGAAUAUGUGGAUUUGGAAGAACCCACAGAACAGAAUUAGAGGGCACACGGGGAAGGGGGGGAAAGGUAUGCUGUGAAAGAGGAGGUCCUUGUACAAAUGGGGCAAUGUCGCUGGAUACAGGCCUUAGUCCUAUUUUUAAAAGACAUCUGAAGGUAGCCCUGUUUAGGGAAGUUUUUAAUAUUUAAUGCUGUAUUGUUUUAAUACUUGAUUGGGAGCUGCCCAGUGUGGCUGGGGAGACUCAGCCAGCUGGGCGGGGUAUUAUUAUUAUUAUUAUUAUUAUUAUUAUUAUUAUUAUUAUUAUUAGUCCUUCCCUCAUUUAACAUGCAUUUAGCUAAAAUUAAUUGUGUGUGCCCCUGGUGUCCAUUUGGAAUGGCGUUUCCAUAUGCCCAUUUGUUGUACCACUGGAAUUCAGUGUGAUUCAGAGGAAAUUAAAAUGAGAAUUGAGAAUAUUUAAAUGUGGUACUUAAAUAUGCAGAUGCCCCAGAAUCCUAGAUGCUCAAAUUUUCAUUUUGUCUUGAGUAUACCUAAUUAUAGCUGCUGUUUCUCUCCCACCCCACCCCACAUCUUACUUUCUUGAGAUUGUAGAUCAAAUCAGAUGCAAAAUUGGCACCAAGACAUGAAUACUGAGAGGGCAGAACUCCAUGUGUUACUUCCCCAUUGCAUCUUCCUAGAUAAAACACACCUGUUCGCCCUCACAAACACCUGUCUGGUUUUGGGGGGGGGAGCAUUAGAAAUGGAGAUGGUUUGCAUUUUUGUUUUUUGUUUUUUUUUGUUUUUUUUUUGCAAAUUAAAUCAGUUGCUUAUUGGUCAAGAGGAACUGGUUUAAUUUUGUAACUGGUCCUUCACUUACCAAGGAAACUUCCAAAAAGAAAUGGCACAAUCAAAGCAUUCUUUCGUGCAUGUUUGUCAAAUGAUCUUUUUAAAAAACGCUUGGAAGUGUUUCACAUUGUAAGGUGAAAUGAAUAAAUUUAUGAAAUGCUUUGAACAGAAAUACUGAGAACAAAGAAUUAGUAUUGUAGUUCAAAACCAGUAUAAAUAUUAAGGGCCCAACCUGCCACUUUUGCUACGCUUUGCAGUAACCCAGGUAUACAGAAAUACUCUCCUAGUGGUGAUAUUACAUUUCUGGCUAGGAGGAUGGGGCAUGCAAUGACUCCUCCUGGCGGCAGUAACAUCCUCGCAACCAGGCUCCAGCAUUCCCUUCUCCUCAACAGAUGUUUGAGGAGCUAACACUCAACCAGUAUCUGUUGCUCUGUUGUUCAGUAAAACUGUGGAUCAGAACCUUGAUCCAUCCCUUUUGUGACUUAUAGAAGUGGUGAUGGGGAUAUAUUCCCAUAAAGAUAAAUGACAAUUAAUUGAUUCUGUACCUAUUUGCCGUUUGCAUUGUCCUAACAAACAACUUGUGAACAUGGGGUUUUAUAAAUUAUGUUGGCAGUACUUCAUUUCUUUUUCCCAUCUCCUUAAUCUAUGAGGAUUUAACAAUCUUGCAGGCAAUCUGUGAAUGUUAUGGAAUAAAUCCCUGUGUUUAUAAAAGCCUUUUAACCUAAUUUUGAUUUUACAAAGUGAUUUUUGAUGCAAGCUUGAAAUGGUGCAAGUAUAUAGAUUUGGGUUGUACUUCCCUAUUAACUUUUGAGGACUUCCUGAAUUUAGGAGAGAAAAUUGUGUAUCUUUCCAGUAAUACAUUUUAAUGAAUGCUGGAAUCUUCCUUUUAAAGUAUUGUACCUCUCAGGCAAAGGUUGCUAUUUGUGCCAAUUUUCAGAUGUUAGUACAGUGGAACCUCGAUUUACGAACACCUCAGUUUACGAAUUUUCGGUUUACGAACGCCGCGGACCCAUCUGGAACAGAUUAAUUCACUUUCCAUUACUUUCAAUGGGAAAGUUCGCUUCAGUUUAUGAACGCUUCAGUUUAUGAACAGACUUCCGGAACCAAUUGUGUUCAUAAACCGAGGUACCACUGUAUCAUGUGAAAUACUACACUUCUCUUAGCUAACGAAAGGCAGCAAAUACCCAAACUUAGGCUGUCAAAACAAAAACAUUUGUAGAAAAGUCAGGAAGCCCAGGUUUUAAAAUAAUUAUUCAAUGUAAUGCUGUAAUGAUAAAUUGUGGCAAUAUUAUUGUGCAUGACCCUGCAGAUAUAUUAUUUAUCAAGUAAGUGUAUAAUAAAAAAAAUACUAUCAUCUGGUUUCAGUACAUUUUCUUUUUGCUGUGUGGAGAGUGUAAAGAAUCUUUAAAGUGAGAAAGUCUGGGAAUGUUUUCAAAGACAUUGUACAGAUUACUAGUGUUCUUGCUACUAAGACAUUUUUGUAAUUCUGUUAAACUCGAAGAGCAAUGAAUCUGAUACAUUUCAAAUUCUGCUUCAUGUCAACAUGAAUCUACAGCACAGUUAUACCUCUAGAUAUGAAUGCUGUGGGUUGCGUACAACACGAGUUACGAACGCACCGAACCCGGAAGUAACGGAACAGGUUAUUUCUGGGUUCAGCGGUUCACGCAUGCGCAGGAGCGCCGAAUGACGUCGUGCGCAGAAGCGGGUUACAUACUGCUCAUGUUGCAACCAGGGCUCCGGAACGUAUCCCAUUCGCAACCAGAGGUACCACUGUAGUUUUCUUGUCGAUGCAUGUAUUUAAAAUGGAUAUCCUAUAAGAAGGCACAAGUCUACAUAAGUGGUCUACUGCUAUAGAUGUGGUAACUGUUCCCUCUUCUGUGUAUAUACCAUGUAGAGAGAAAAUAAGCCCAAAUUCCCAUGCAUUUCCAAAAUUUAAAGGCAGCUUCAUUGCCAUUGCCUGUUGGGCUUUUUUUUUCAUUGCUUGUAGCUUUUUAGACCUUAUUCCAUUAAUAUAUAAAAUACUAAUCUCUUCAGCUUGAUAAAUCUAUUUCAAAAUUAAUAGAUGGAUAGAACCUUUGGACUAUACUCACUGAAUUGGAUACAAAUAUAUAAAUAACCAGCAAAAAAUGAACAAAUAAUAAAAAAAUGUCUUUGGUGGGCAACAAAAAAGGAAGAAAAGCUUUUUUGUACAAAUACAUGAAAUAAAUGUGCUCCAUUGUACUUUGUGUUGAAACAUUACAGACAUUUCUUCUCCUUAAUGAGUAAGUUAUGCUCAUCUUUAUUGCCUCUCAUUUGUCCUGCAUUUUGUGUGUGUAUUGUUUUGGUUUCACUUGAUACUUUAAACAGAUAUAUAUUUGAAGUACUUAAAGUUUUACUUUACUGACUGUUCAAUAACAGUAAAAAUUUGGGGAAGGACAUUGUGAAUUAAACACCCAAAGAUGAAUUUUCUUUGUUUUCACAAUCCUUUUGCCAUUGGAGCUCUGAAACUGAUGCAAAAGAAUUGCAGAAGCCAAAGGUUAGAGAUAGUGAGGAAAUAUAUUAAUGUGAGAAAUAAAAACUGUUCCUCUGGCCUCCCACUAAGCAAUUCCCCCCCCCCCUCUAGAGUCUAGUGCAAUAGGCAUUCACUGCUGGCUCCACAAUGUGCAUUUUUUGUUUUAGAUCAGAUUUUUCUCCGGCUCUCACUGGUCUCAUUAUGGUAUUUGCCUGCCUAAGGCUACAAUCCUAUACACGUUUAGGUGGGAAUAUGUCUCGUGGGAUUUACUUCUGUACAGACAAUUACAGCACUGCACUGUAAGCUAGUAUUUUCUUCAUUCCAAUAUAUCAUGUAAGGCCAUGGCCACUCUUGGCCUACCCUAUUUGUCAUGACCACUUUUGCAUAGAACAUGCGAGGGAGCGGGGAGGACGAAAACUCUCGACAAAAUCAUCUUUAAUAGCUCUCUGGUCAAUCCAUAGCUGUCAAGUUCUCCCUUUUUUCAAGGGAAAUUCCGUUAUGCUGAAUAGGCUUCCUCGCGAGAAAAGGGAAAACUUGACAGCUAUGGGUCAAUCAUGAGACCAAGUCUCUAAAGAGUCAGAACAUUGUUUUUUGUAGAAUUAAGACGAUCAUUUUGGGAUCAGUUGGGAUAAUUUCUCCCAUGCUGCUAUAGUUCUGGUGGUAGUUGUAGUCCCAGCCAUUCAGCAGCAGUGUGUGUGUUUUGUACACUCCCUCUGUGUUGCCUGAAAGGGUCUUGCCUGAACCCGGACCUGCUUGUGAGAGAAUCUUGUUUUAUAUUCUUUUUUUAAAAUUAUUAAAGGACAUGCGUAGUCUGGUGCUGGGCAAGAGGGAGAGCACACAUUUUUCAAAGAAGGAAAUGUUCUUAUUAGAGUUGUUAAUACUUAUUUUAUUUAUGAGUAGUUUCCCUUGAGGCAUCCUGAAGCAAUUCACAAUAUAUAAAAGUUACAUAUACAAAAACAGUUAAAAUGAUGAUUGCAUAUAUAAAAACAAUUUUAGGAAGCCUAAUUGCUUCAGAAAGCAAUUAUAAAUAUAAAGACAGUUCUUGAAUGUGAUGAUUGAAUAUUUAUAUACAUCACUUUUAAAAAAGCAAUUAUAUAUAUAAAAACAAUUCUUGAAUGACAGCACUGCUCAAAGAAAACAGUAAGCUUUCGCUAUUUUUUCUGUGGUUCUUUUUCUCAGGCUACAGGGCUGCUUGCGUGGUAAGACAGGGUGAUACACAUGUUUUAUGCUCAUCUGAAAUACAAAGAAAAAGAGCCUAUUAAAACUGCUUCAAAUCUAGGGCUCGGGGAGAGGGAUGUUCUUUUGCUAUCAGAGAUACCACAGGCCCUGUCAAACAGCUUCCAAUAACAGUAGCAUUGCUUGAAUCGCAGAGUGAGUCAGGGUUUGGGUUAUGACAGGAUAUAGUCGACAUGUUUGCCUAUGACAGAAUUGUCCCCCACUCCUAAUGCACAUUAUUGCAAGACAAAAGUGGUUCCAAAUCUCUAGAAAAUGUAACUUGAAAAAAGACAUUGCACAUACUUUUGUAGGCCAAUAAAUCGUUAAUAAAAAUACGUUUUAAAAAAUAAAAUCUCUGAAGUGUAUUAUGACUUUAACAUAAUGACUCUUUUGCAGAUAUGUACUGAUGCAUCUCCUCCUCUAGGUGGCAGUAUCUUCCCGUCUGGUGCUUCACAUCAGCAAGAUUCUGCUUUUAUGAGGAGAACAGAGUGUAGCAGGCAGUUCUAAUGAAAUGGAGAUCCAUGUUAUUUAGGUUGCCAAAUCCCUACCCCCAAAAUGCCUGAUUAUGAGAGAAGCCAUACCUCCCAAAUCCUCUCUGUCUGGCACCAGUUUAGACGCACCCUUAAAGGUAGCUGAGCUGACUGCACAUUCCUGUACAUGCCUACUUCAGUGGGGCUUACUCCCAGGUAAGUUGGUAUAGGACUUCAGGCUCGUUUGGAGCAUUCAUGUCACCCUUUCAUUUUAGAAAAUUACAAUGUGAUUCAGUUCAAAGA
Messenger RNA from Zootoca vivipara (common lizard), 15176 nucleotides. The record is from RefSeq and is a predicted model, not a curated record. Lineage: Eukaryota; Metazoa; Chordata; Lepidosauria; Squamata; Lacertidae.